Molecule: messenger RNA, 1878 nt
Organism: Manihot esculenta (cassava)
Lineage: Eukaryota; Viridiplantae; Streptophyta; Magnoliopsida; Malpighiales; Euphorbiaceae
Product: catalase isozyme 1
Exons: 10
Coding region: 86-1636 (516 amino acids)
Biological process (GO): response to hydrogen peroxide; hydrogen peroxide catabolic process
Cellular component (GO): peroxisome; cytoplasm; plasma membrane
Molecular function (GO): heme binding; catalase activity
Source: RefSeq, a predicted model, not a curated record
UCUUACUGGUCUAAGUGCGACGCGUCUCUGGGUCAAAAGCUGGCUUCUCGUCUCAACGUGAGGCCAAAUAUAUGAAGAUGAGGCUAUGGGUCACAGUGGCAGAGAGAUGUUGAGGAGGAGGAGAAGCAGAAGAUCAAUUGAUUGCUUUUCAAAAGCAGCAGCAAUCAACCCAAACCUUCCAUCAAGCUCUCAUAAUUGCUCUUUCUGGACUACAAAUUCUGGUGCUCCUGUAUGGAACAACAAUUCAUCCCUCACUGUUGGAGCCAGAGGUCCAAUCCUUCUUGAAGACUAUCAUCUGUUGGAGAAACUUGCGAACUUUGAUAGGGAGCGGAUUCCAGAGCGUGUUGUGCAUGCUAGGGGAGCAAGUGCAAAGGGUUUCUUUGAGGUUACUCAUAAUGUCUCUCACCUUACAUGUGCUGAUUUCCUUCGAGCUCCUGGGGUUCAGACUCCUGUCAUUGUCCGUUUCUCCACUGUUGUUCAUGAGCGGGGCAGCCCAGAAACCAUAAGGGAUCCUCGAGGUUUUGCUGUGAAGUUUUACACCAGAGAGGGUAACUUUGAUAUGGUGGGAAACAAUUUCCCCGUCUUUUUCAUCCGCGAUGGAAUGAAGUUCCCAGAUUUGGUGCACGCUUUUAAGCCCAAUCCUAAAUCUCACAUCCAGGAGAGCUGGAGGAUCUUUGACUUCCUAUCCCAUGUUCCUGAAAGCUUGCACAUGCUCACCUUCCUUUUUGAUGAUCUGGGUAUUCCACAAGAUUACAGGCACAUGGAAGGCUCCGGUGUUAACACCUAUACUCUAAUAAACAAGGAUGGAAAAGUACACUACGUGAAAUUUCACUGGAAACCUACUUGUGGCGUGAAGUGUUUGUUAGAGGAAGAAGCAAUCAAGGUUGGAGGAUCUAAUCAUAGCCAUGCCAUUCAAGAUCUGUAUGAUUCGAUUGCAGCUGGCAACUAUCCAGAGUGGAAACUUUACAUUCAGUCAAUGGAUCCUGAUGAUGAAGACAAAUUUGAUUUUGAUCCACUUGAUGUGACUAAGACCUGGCCUGAGGAUAUCCUGCCUCUUCAACCUGUUGGCCGCUUAGUCUUGAAUAAGAACAUUGACAAUUUCUUUGCUGAGAAUGAGCAACUCGCAUUCUGCCCUGGUAUUGUGGUUCCUGGUGUUUCAUAUUCAGAGGACAAAUUACUCCAGACUAGGAUCUUUUCCUACUCUGAUACACAGAGGCACCGUCUUGGAUCGAACUAUCUACAGCUUCCUGUUAAUGCUCCUAAGUGUGCUUAUCACAACAAUCACCAUGAUGGUUUCAUGAAUUUCAUGCACAGAGAUGAGGAGGUCAAUUACUUCCCAUCCAGGUGUGAUCCAGUUCGCCAUUCUGAGAAAUUCCCCAUUCCUCCUGCUAUCUGCAGCGGAAAGCGCGAUAAGUGUGUCAUUGAGAAGGAAAACAAUUUCAAGCAACCUGGAGAGAGAUAUAGAUCCUGGGCACCUGACAGGCAAGAGCGAUUCAUCAGCCGGCUGGUUGGGUGCUUAAGUGAUCCCCGCAUCACUCAUGAGCUUCGUAGUAUCUGGAUCUCAUACUGGACUCAGUGUGACAAAUCUCUGGGUCAAAAGCUAGCAUCCCGGCUCAACGUGAGGCCAAGCAUUUAGAGAUGAUGCCACACUGAUAUUCCAAGUCUCGGAGAGAAGAUGCUGGUUCAGAAACACAACAUCAAUGUGCUGGAUUCAUAUCUCAACUGUUCUUAUGUGUGCUUGUUGUUUGCUCAGCCACAAUGUGUUUGGACAACGUUAGCAACUUGAGGCAUGUGGUACUGGUCAUUUUACUGCAUCUCAAGUUUGUUACUGCUUUCAGACUCCUGGACAAUAAUUAAAAAUAAAAAUGUAAAAUAUCA